UAUUGUUUUUUCCUCAAUUCGGUUUUAAAAUGCAGACUAGUAAAUUCUCGCAGACCGUUAGUAACUCGCUGCGUUUGAUGGGACUGGGCGUGGCAGUGGGCGUGGCCGCCUGCGGAUUGGCCGCCCUCAGAUUGCCCAACGCCUCCGGCCGGAUUGGUCAGCUGUGGAAAUCGGCCUUCGGAAAUAUCGGCACCAGGCGCUUUUACAGCGGCGGCUUUCAGGAGCGGAUGACGCCUCGGGAGGCGUCACAAAUUCUGGGCACUAGCCUGAGCGCCCCGUGGAGUCGAAUUCGGGAGGCCCACCGCCGGGUGAUCCUGGCCAAUCAUCCGGAUCGCAACGGCUCACCAUAUCUGGCGGCCAAGAUCAACGAGGCAAAGCAUGUACUUUUAGAAAGAAAGAAUCGAUCCAGAUAGUAAACGAUUCGGGAGCAGGGGGAUAUAUGACAGCCGGUCGACUGGAACUUCGAUGAAAACUAAAAUCGUGACUAACGAAA
Drosophila takahashii is the source of this 493-nucleotide messenger RNA. RefSeq lists its product as uncharacterized. Gene Ontology annotation, biological process: protein import into mitochondrial matrix. NCBI's taxonomy places the organism in Eukaryota, Metazoa, Arthropoda, Insecta, Diptera, Drosophilidae. Gene Ontology annotation, cellular component: PAM complex, Tim23 associated import motor. The record is from RefSeq and is a predicted model, not a curated record. Gene Ontology annotation, molecular function: ATPase activator activity.